Clunio marinus is the source of this 915-nucleotide messenger RNA. The record is from the annotation of a GenBank genome assembly. Lineage: Eukaryota; Metazoa; Arthropoda; Insecta; Diptera; Chironomidae.
AUGCCGACCACAACAAUGGCAUUAUCGAGUCCUUUGAACCCAUCAACGUUGACAGUCACUUCACAAUCGAGUACACUUAAAGAUGAAACGGUAGCAAUUUCACCUCAAUUAACUGUACAACAUGAUUUAACCACAUCCGAAACGGCUCAAUUAUCUUCUCCAAAUGCUGACGAUGUUGAAGAUAUCAAAGCAAAUGUAAAUGGAAAUAACGUGAGAAAUGGAGGCGCUUUAACUUUAUUGACAGCAGAACAUGGCUCACCAAAAAUGUCGCUUCAUUCACCAAUCACAAUAGGAACAGCAUCUCUUACAACAGACAUUGAUGUUGACCUCAAUAUGAAGAGUAACGAUAUAAGCUGCUUAAAUGUUGCUACAUCGCCAUCACCAACUGGUGCAAAUAGUACCAACCACUUCUUGAACGGUUCUAAUGGACAUUUAAUGAUGUCGCAAAGUGGUGGUGGUGGCGGCGCAACUUUAAAUUUCCAAGCAGCAAAUUCGCCAGAAAGUCCCUGGUCGAUUGGAGAAGUGGAAAAUUCAGGAUUUGUAAAUUUUCCAACAACCAAUAAUGGACAAAUGCAUAAGCGACCCAUUAUGUCACAGCAGCCGCAUCAUGGCUUGUCUGCUUCCAGUUCCCAAGGAUUAUCGCCAAAUCCCAACUCACCAUCGAAGUAUCGUCGAAGCACUUCAUAUCCCGGUAAAAAUCAGAACAACAUGCAUGGAUUUCAAAUGGACGCAGUUGGAGGGAUUAUUGAAGAUCAAUCUUACAUGUCUUACCAGGAUCGCAAUAUGGAUAUGCGGUCGCUCGAGCACUGCUUAAACGACAUCACAAAUACAGGCGGAGUUCAAUCGGAUUUAAAAGGUGAGUUCAUUGUUGGUUUUAUUUUAAUCGCAUUUGUCACGACGAUAAGAAUCGACUAA